AUGUCAGCGAUUUCCUAUCCGCUGGUAUCGCCGAAAAGAAGUAUGGCCGGGUCAGAGUUGCCUGAAGCUCGCAGCGACGAGGACGCGGUAAUGGCUGUGAUGGGACUCUCGUUAGCUCCGCUAUCUCUUCCGUUGGAGUGGAGUAGCGACGAUCCCACAAGCUUCAAGUCCUCCCAGUCCUCCUACGCAACAGCUGAAACCAUUGCGGUUAGUUGCAUCUACGCUCAAGUUCCGCUCGUCAAAGCAGUGCCCAUCUCGGCAUCACCGGACUCUGGACUUCUCAAGGAUGAUGCAGUGAUAGUUGCUGGAUUUUAUGAGAACGUACCUGCGAAUUCCGACUGGAUAAAUGCUGGACUUCUAUGUUCAAAAGCUCGGAGUGGAGUCCUCGUCACAUCUCAGGACCUGGUGAAAACUUCGCGAUUGCGCCGAAGCAGACGACGAGGUGGUAGCGAUCAGAGACGACGUUUUGUAGCUUGGUGGAGGAAAAAAGUGCAGAAAUACAAGUCCAUCAGUCGAUCUAAAUCUACUGGAGUUUCCCGGGAAUCCAAAGAAGUUAAAACUAAUUGA
Molecule: messenger RNA, 567 nt
Organism: Necator americanus (New World hookworm)
Lineage: Eukaryota; Metazoa; Nematoda; Chromadorea; Rhabditida; Ancylostomatidae
Exons: 3
Coding region: 1-567 (188 amino acids)
Source: RefSeq, a predicted model, not a curated record